AAUUUUCCUACCAAAGCUUCGAAAAAUUUUCAGGCAAAUAAUAUGUGGUUUUACACUUGUUUAAGUAUACUUCGUCACGUCGUAGUGUUGAAUAGUAAUAUGAUGACUUCGAGAGGAAGUUACGAGUAAAAUGCAUAAAAACAGUACGUAUGUAAGACGUAUGAAAUAGAUACGAGUAAUUUCGAUGUUUAGUUCAUCGUACACUGCAUCGUCGUCGUCGUCGUCGUGAAAAAUAUGAGUCGUUUUUAUGCGGCAGUUGUGCCAUUGAUGCUGUACGCUGUGAUGAGCCAGGCUGCUCCUAUGGUAGGUUCAACCAACAGCCAAGGAGAACCCACCUCAGCAUCUGUACCAGGAGCGAUUCCCAGUCCACCGCAAGGUUCUCCUAAUAGGCAAGAUCUGCCAAGCCAUGAAGAAUCACUAGGAUCUGACGGAGUCCCACAGGUAAUUCCCGAACCACCGGAACGUUCCCCUACGCGGAUUUCGUCCGGGCUUGCACCAACUUCUCAUGCAACGAUUCCACCUACCCCAAAAGAACAAAUCCCAACCGCAUCUAAUGGCCCGCCACAAUACAUUCCAAAACCACCUCCACCUCCUCCUGCGCCACAUCCGUCUACAGUUACAGCAUCAGCUCCGGUAAGUGUGCACGUAACCUCACAUCCACCAUGCCAAUGCUCAUGCCCACCAAACUCGCACCCUGUGCCUUGUCCAGACAACAGCCAAUCGCCAGCAAAUACCGAUUCAUCAGCUGAGAAGAAAGACGAACCGAAGAAGAAAACUGGUAUAUGGAAUGGGUUAAAAAAAGUAGUCACACUCGUAUGUAACUCUGUGUACGAGGGUGUGUUCGGAGAAAACGGUGUUUUGACUAAUCUACCCGAUAAAAUAGUCCUAGCAACGCCGGUGCAGCCAAAAAAAGUACAAAUACAGAAACAAGAAAGCCAGAAUGGAAAAAGCGGCGGUAGGAGAGUAACAGCUUGCUGUAUUUUCGGCUCAUCCGGACCUGCGGUACUAGGUGAUGAGAGUGAUGAUGAAACCACCACGAAAGCAACAGAUACACAAAGCGGUCAAUCUCAAGCACCGCCAAUCAACUUGACUUUUGUCAGAAAUCGCUACAGUAGCGAGCCCGGUGCUCCUGCUCCAACUCCUGCUCCCGUUGUUCCAGGUGCGAAGAGCAAAACAUCAAAUAUUGUGUUCAAUGGCUGCUGCGUAGGUAAACGAUUGUUCAACGUCAAAACAUUUUUCACAUGGAAUUUCAAACCGCAAAUCAACAUUUGUUCGUGCGCCUUUAAUGUAAACGGAGCAGAAGUAAAUACGUAGUUGGUAGACAAACCGAUAUCUUUUGUUCAGCUCGAGUCCCAUCAGUAUAAUUCCCUCAAGUUAACAAAUUAACAAUUAUUUACCUAUGUAGCUUACGGUGUAUUUUCAUUUAUAAAAUGAUCUGAAUAAAUUAUUACUAAUUUUUAUAGCAUUUUGGAUAGGUAAUAUGAAUCUUGACACAUCAAGUUACCAGUAGGACACUACACAGGGGUAUGCUGGUCCGGUAUUUUCUUCCUAAAGCAUAUUUUUUAUACUUAACUCGAAAACUAUAGUAUUCAAGUACGAAAAUUUUACAAAAGUCCUUUCUUGUAAAAACUGAAAAAAUAUGAUCAAUUUUGUAAAAAUCUUGAAAUUUUAUGGAGUAGAACCUGAGAUAUUGAAAAAAAAAUAUGAAAAAUUAUUUUUUCCCUUUUCAGAUAUCUUACACUGAGAAAAAUCACUUUAGUAAAAAUUACUGAAAAGUUUAGUAAAGAGGACCUCUGGUCACUUUUUUGUAGUAUUUACUACAUUUCUUAGUACAAAUUACUAAGAAACGUAGUAAAAUGUACUGUUUCUACUACAUUUCUUAGUAUUAUGUACUACAAAAUGUAGUAGCCUAAAUUCUACAAAAAGGGUUACCAGAGGGCCUUUUUACUAAAUUUUACAGUAACUUCUACUAAACAGUUCUCUCAGUGUAGGUUCCACAACAUAAAAGUUCAAGAUUUUUGCGAAAUUGGGUCAUAUUUUUUCAUUUUCUACAAAAAAAUACUUUUGUAAAAUUUUUGUAGCUGUCAUAGUUUUCCAGUUAUAACACGCUUUAGGAAGAAAAUGGCGAACCAGCAUGC
Planococcus citri (citrus mealybug) is the source of this 2138-nucleotide messenger RNA. RefSeq lists its product as uncharacterized. The transcript is spliced from 2 exons. The record is from RefSeq and is a predicted model, not a curated record. NCBI's taxonomy places the organism in Eukaryota, Metazoa, Arthropoda, Insecta, Hemiptera, Pseudococcidae. The coding region runs from base 235 to 1314 and encodes 359 amino acids.